AAAAUUCGUUUAAAUAACGUAAAAAGAUUUCCUCAUUCGUCAUAGUUAAAAAAAAAAGAUAAAGAACAAAAUUGAAAUGCAAAACCGUUUGGUUCAUUCGCGAUAACUGUAAAGAAAGAAAACAAGGGGAAAGGAAAAAAAAGAAAAAAAAGCGGAAAGAAACGAAUAAUAAAUUUGUAUUAUAAUAAAGCAGGUUUUUACUAACGUAAGUCAAAGAGAGAGAGAGAGACUCGCCGAUUUUUUUUCUUUUUUUUUGUUUUAUUACGAUGCACAAUCACCAACCCGAUCGCGCUUAUGUCAUCCAAAACGUCAUCGAGCUCCUCUUGGCAUAAACUAUUUUCCACAAGGUCCUGCAAUAAUCCUUACUAUGUGCAUUUUAAACAAACCUAACUUCCAUUCUUUUGAUAAUUUUUCUUUUUAUUCCUCACUCCUCCUCCUACUUAUUCUUCUUCUUCGUCACCUUCUUCUUAUCUCAUAUAUUCUCUUUUUUUUCGUUUAUAUAAACGCGCACGUGCGUAUAACGAUAGACGCAAAAAAAUGUGUUUAGAGACAGAAAUAAAAGAAUGGAAAAAAAAAAAUAUAUAUAUAAGGCAAGAAAAGAAGAAAAAGAAAAAAUGGCAAAUAAAAAAAAGAAAAACUAAAGCAAAAUCUUAUAAUAGCGUACAGACAAUGAGAUUCAGAGAUAAAUAAUUUGAAAUCAAUAACAAAAUCCGCGUAAAAGUAGGCGUGUGCUUGCGUGUGUAGAAUACUCGUUAGGAUCUAGUUUCAUUUAAAACGGGUUUUAUAUUAGAACGCAUAUUAGAAUUAUGUAAAUCCUGACUAAUUGGCAAGACGAUUGAGUAUUACGCUAGUCAUCUGUUACUUUUUGCACGACCUCUUACGUCGGUGGAGGAAGAAGGGGCGGAGGAGGGGGUGAGAAAAAACGGGGGAGUAAAAGGAGGUGUGUUCACGCUACUGACAGAUCUCGUUACUCAUUUACGAUUUCUAUGUAUCGGGAAUUUGCGUUCAACGAUAGGCUAGCAUCGAUGAUAACGAUCAACCAAUAGAUUUACACCUAACAUUAUUUCAAGGCCAUAGGUAAUAAUUCGUCGUCGAGGAUGAGAUAGGAGAGAAGAUGACUGGAAAAAAUGACGACGUGAGAAAGGAGAAGAAGAUUUUUCAAAAUACAAAAUCUAUAAUUUAGGAAUAGUAUUAAGGAGGGGGCGGAGUGGUGGCAGCGCCAGGGUAGGAAAAAAAAGGGUAGGAAAAAGUUAAAGGAAAACAAAAAAAGAAAAAAAAUGGGGUCUUUGCCGAAUUUGCACGAGUUGUCGAAGGAGAAACUCGAAAGUCCUGUUUACAAAGCAGCUCCAAUCGGUGGAUUAGGUCCAAUAAGAUUACCUGCUCAAGCACCACCAUUGGCACAUACCCAUCGUCGUGCUAGAAGCAGCGGAAAUCAUCAUACCACUACUUUGUGGGACAACGACGCCAUGUUGGAGCAUAUGGCAGCUUAUUCACCGAUCUCAUGUCGUUCGGCAAGAACUUCAGCAGCGUUGUCUUGGAGACGACGAGAUUCGAUGAAUUCUUCGGCAGGUGCUUCAUCGGUACGUCGUUUGAUAGCUGCAGUUAGAACAGCACCAUCCGGACCACGUCCAGCAAAGAAAAUAAUUUUGAGGCAUUGCGCAGCUCUUUUGUUGGGACACGCGACCUGUUCAGCCGCCAUUUUACCAAUUUUUCCACUCCAAGCUGGUCUCGGAGCAUUUAAUCGUCACUUAGGUCCAAUAUUAUUGGCGCUAUUGAAUUUGACCGCAGCCAUUACUGCGUGUUUCGCACCAAUUAUUCUUCAAAAGAUUGGUACGAAUCUUGCAAUCAUCGUGAAUCAUUUGAUAACGACAAUUUUCGUCGGUGUCCAUUUGUAUCCAAAGUGGUACGUUUUAUUACCGAGCUACGCCAUUUUGGGUGCCUGCGUAAGUCCAAGUUUUUUGGCAAGGACCUCGCACGUCAACAUAUCUGCCAGCAGUUUAGCUUUGGUCUGUGCCGAUCCUGAAGAUUCGGACGAGACUAGACGAGAUUGUUUAUUGAGAAGACUCAACAGAUACAUCAAACUCGCUGAAGAUGCUGGUCUUGCGAUAGGUUGUCUGAUCGCUGCACUGUUGGUCAAAUUUACGGACUCAGUGUUACCUAACAUAUCUCAAAGCGAGAUCGAGGAUGUUUGCGGUGCCGAGUAUUGUCCCGAGGAGACCUAUUUCCACAACGAAAGUCUCUAUUUACCAACGAUCUCGGAUAACACUUCGAAAAUGUUGAUAAGUAUAUGGUUCGGUUUUGCCGUAUUAGGAAUGGGCAUAUCUUGUGCAUUCCUCGAUUCGAGGAUGAAGGAACCACAAAGUACAAACGACAGAAUUAGCUCACGUAACAUUUUCAAAUCCGUCAAGUGCGCCUUUCAAGAUCCAAAGUUGCAAUUAGCAGCGCCAUUGACAUUGUUCAUCGGCCUUGAGCAAGGUUUCAUUUACGCCGAUUUCACCGAAGCAUACGUGGCUUGUGCACUUGGAGGAGCUGGCACCGUAACUGUCAGUUUUCUCAGCUUAGCUGUCCUGCAAGCACUUGCUGGAGCAACCCUUUCCAUGUUACUAAGACACAUCAAAAGAUACUUGGUCGUAGUCGUGGGUUUCGCGUUUCAUGCCUGUUUGUUACUCGUUCUGGUCGUUUGGAGACCAGCUGGCGACGAUCCAGCACUUUUCCAUGUUAUAUCAGCCGCCUGGGGUGUAUGCAACUCCAUUUGGGAAACUUUAAUAUAUACAUUAGUAUUAGGUCUCUAUCCAAAUUCUUGGCAAGGUCCGUUAUCAACGUCGUUAUUUUGGAGAUGGUUAGGAUUAUCAUUAGCAUUGGGUCUUCAUGGUUUGGUAUGCACACGUUUUCGCGUAUUAGGAUUGGCGUGUAUGUUGUUGCUAUCGGUCGUGCCUUACGUUUGGUUAGAAAUUAGAUUAUCUAAACGUGGCAAAAGUUUGGCACCGUUGUGACCAAUCGAAUCAACGGCCAGCGAUCGUGGUUCAACGAUCGAGGUCGAAGGCAGGCAUAGAUCGGACUGAGGUAAAAUCGUUCCAUCCAGUUUAAAACCAAUCAGAAGAAAAAUAAGCAGCAGCGUCAACAACGGUAGUAGCAGCAGCAGCAACAGACGUAGAAGAAGCAGCCCGGUUACGGAAUACGCGACAUUUAACGUGAAAGGAGACAAAAAAUCUUCGAGAAAAAGGGCAAACAGCGUUGCUUUCGCUUGUCAAACUACCACUGU
This is a messenger RNA of Polistes dominula (European paper wasp), 3262 nucleotides long. RefSeq names its product N-acetylglucosamine transporter UNC93A. Gene Ontology annotation, cellular component: striated muscle dense body; plasma membrane. The record is from RefSeq and is a predicted model, not a curated record. Gene Ontology annotation, biological process: regulation of muscle contraction; regulation of potassium ion transport. Lineage: Eukaryota; Metazoa; Arthropoda; Insecta; Hymenoptera; Vespidae. Gene Ontology annotation, molecular function: potassium channel regulator activity.